This is a messenger RNA of Paramacrobiotus metropolitanus, 3640 nucleotides long. Its product is annotated as vasopressin V1b receptor-like. The transcript has 7 exons. Gene Ontology annotation, biological process: G protein-coupled receptor signaling pathway. NCBI's taxonomy places the organism in Eukaryota, Metazoa, Tardigrada, Eutardigrada, Parachela, Macrobiotidae. Bases 2066 to 3487 code for a protein of 473 amino acids. The record is from RefSeq and is a predicted model, not a curated record. Gene Ontology annotation, molecular function: peptide binding; G protein-coupled receptor activity. Gene Ontology annotation, cellular component: membrane.
GCUGCUCAUUUGAAUUUGCUUAAAUAAAAUACUCGUAUUUACGGCUAUAUACAGAUGUUCAAAAUCAACUACAAUGUCAGUCAAUGUGUAUUACUUAACUUCACUGAAAGUCUAAAAUAAUUAUUAUACUUUGCGUGCAAGGUGGAAUAAGCAAUUCUAAAGCGUUAAAGUGUAUGUGAAAAUGAUGAAUUAUGGCGCAGUGAUGCUUAACAGACUGUAAACACAGGAUUCCGUACUACAAGUGCCUUUAUUCAUAUUUCUUUUGUAAUAAUUAUUGGCUUAACAUGACGGAGGUGAUAAUACGUAAUAUUUUUAUUGAGGUACUGUUAUUAUCGUUAAUUAAGUACGUACGAAUCAGCACGAUUAUCCACGAGUACGCACGCUUGGGAAAAAUCAGUAUUUUGUGGUUCGCUAAAGAACACUACAGUACUUCUACUUUACUUCGUGGUACUGCCUUGGUGGUACGUUGAGGGAUGCCACUACGCCGUGCCUAUGGAAACGCCCUGCGCUUCUUUCAAGACAUCAACAGGUCGGGCGAACUAGAUUGGGCUGCUUGUUUUUGAUAUCGCGGUGGCAGGCCACACCCAUUGUCUUCGCUUGUAGCCGUGACAUCGUUUGCCGCCGGCAGAACACCGACGCCAAUUGCAAUUGCAAAGGGAUUCAACGACCGGAAGUGGCUUGUUAACCAAAAUAGCAAAGCAGGCGCUUAGUAUCGACGCGCGCCGACAAAGGUUACUAUUCUUGGAUGUACAUGUGUGGCAAUUUUUUCGAAUUCGUAUUAGAAGGAUUCGCUUGAUGUAUGCUUUUCCCCGGAGCGUCAUUGUCUCCGGGGUAAUUCCACAAACUGCUCCCUUGCUUCGUUGCACUUAUGAAUCCACUUCGUUCCGUCGUUUCGAUCAUCGAUGCCUACUUUUAAUUCACUGAAUUUACUAACAGAUUUCAAAUAUCGGACCGAAGGUACAAUAGCAUCGCCAUCGAUUCUUCAUGACUGUAUUGUACCAUGUCAUUGCCGAUCGACUUUACACAGACCACACGAUGGAUGGUUUAUUUGACUCCUAAGUGUGAGCAAAACAACUCCACCGCUGCCCGCUCUUGUUAAUAUCCGGCCGAUCAUGAAGAUCCCCCACCAGUCAUCUUUUGACUCGUUGCCUAAAUUAUUCUGUAAUGUUCUCGCACCCGCGGAUUAGUGCGCUACAUGUAUGAGGAUACCGAUCAAUCCCGCCGAAGUCCCGCAUUCACGCCGGGGUCAUUAUGCGGCGUUGCUCUACUUUCAUUUGAUCAUUUCGCCAAAUUAAAACAGAUUCGUGGCAACACCACCGGGGAGGAUGAAGUCACCGGUAAUGGCAACAAUUCCCCAGUCGGGCAGCAAUCGAACUGGCGGCCUGCACACGGACAAAAGCUUCCGCAUAUUGUCACGCGCGUCGUCCAAAAAUGGUUGGCAUUAUCUUCUGCUUUUCUUCCACUGCUGCUAACGCCGCAAUUAACGGUCCACAAUACAUGAGGCUUUUUCCACACGCCGGCCACAAUCAACUGACGCGCGGCUGUAUUAUCUCUGCACAUUCCCUCGGGUGCACUGUACAGCGGUUGUUGGUGGGAACAAAUCAAUGUAUUAACAAAUCCUGGCGGAUGUUCAGUCUAUACGGUGCACCGGUGGUACAAUUUGUACGCGGAGCGUCAUCGCGCCAUGAACGACUGAAGGAGAAGCCGGCUGUAUGCAUCACAGCAACGCAGGGGAAAGAAGCCAGUGCCGUGGAUAUCUUAUGCCGUUGCCACUGCUUUCACUCACGCAACCUGUCAGGCUGCCAUACUGCGCACUUCAUUAUCCUGCCAUUCCCAACUUUUACGCACCAUUAACACACUCCCUUCAACACUGGUUACUUCCGCAAUCAGGCUAACAUUUAUAUGUAUAUGCCGGUGGAGAAUCUCGACAUCCCGCGAUUUCAUUGUUAGGCUGAAUUCAGUUGCACAAUUCGUGUGAUGGUUGUGGUUGUUCCGUGAUGGCACGGUAGGGUGUAUCCAUAAAGGUCGAAUUAGCCUCAUCAGGUAAUUUGUCGGACCCGGGAGGAUGGCUAACCACAGCAGUCUGGCUUAUUAUGCGUGGUUCUCGCUGAGCGACUGCUCCGGCAAUACAUCCGAUUCGCUCUGGCUAAACCAGUCGCACUGCCGACCGCCCAAGAUACCACACAAGGUCAUCCAGCGCAUUGCCUUGUUGUCGGUGUUCAUGGUGUUGGCGUUGGUGGGCAAUGUGACGCUGCUGUGUGUCGUCUGCCGUACCCGGAUGUCCAAACAGCCCUUACAAGUCUUCUUCGUCUCACUGGCCGUCAGCGACAUCCUGAUUGCGCUAUUCAGCAUGCCGACGGAAGUGUUCUGGGAAGUGUUCGGCGGUUGGGUACUGGGCGAGGUGGCCUGCAAGGGUUUGACCUAUUUGCAGUUCAUCCUCUUCGCCAGCACCUGCCACAUCCACAUGUGCAUCGCCUGGGACCGAUGGGAGGCCAUCAGCGACCGCGGCAGCACCCUGCGACUGCACAGCCCCAAACGCAUGCGCCGCCGCUACACCAUGGUCGCCGCCUCCUGGCUCCUGGCCACACUCAUUGCUCUGCCGCAACUCUUCGUCUUUGUUCAGGUAGACGUGGGCAUCAGCACUGACGGCAGCCGCAUUAGCUCCUGUGCGUCCAAUGGCUACAGCGCCGCCUGGCAGCGCAAACUGUACGUCAGCUGGACAGCGGUUUACAUGUUCCUCAUCCCGCUGCUCGUUAUCUCUGUGUGCUACGCACGCAUUGCCAAAGCGGUGUGGAUCUACGACCGCAAGAUGGCAUCGGCGUCGGCCGGCCGCCACUGGAACACCCGCUCCGACACACUGAACCGCAGCCGGCAUGGGAUGCACAGUGCCGCAAUGGGCAGUGCCGCUAAUGGAAAACUCUUGCCUAGCCCCCCGGAGGAGGCGGCACCAGCUGGCACGUUGUCGCGGGCCAAACUGAAAACCGUGCAGGUGACGGUGUGUGUGUUGGUCUCGUACACGUUUUGCUGGAUUCCUUAUUUCACCGUUGCUCUCGUCAACGUCUGGUCAGACUACAGGUACAAAGACGCCAUCAGCAGCUCCUCGAUCGGCGUCCUGGCGCAAUGUCUAUGCUGGUUCAGCAGUUGCGUCAAUCCUAUUAUUUACGGCUGCUUCAACCUGUCGGCGGUGUGUCGGUGGCUGGCGGUCAAACUGAAAGCCUGCUGCCACUGCCCAUGUCCCUGCCGCACCGACAAGCCGCCGCGGUCCCUCACCGUCAACGGCCGCCAGCUGCCCUUUCCUCUGCGCACCCACUCGCCGGCGGUGGUGCGCACCGACAGCAGCGACAGCUCCUGGCGUAGCGUUCUCUUUCAGCGGUGGCGCAGUCGUAGCGCCUACGCGCUGCCGGUCAGUUAUGUUUCGGCAGGCGGCUGGCGCGACGAUUCAUCGGCGCGGGCCGCCCGCCCCGCGUGGUCUUGGCCAGUGGCCUAAUAUCUGCACCAUCCGUCCGCUCACCCUUGCAUAAUUUUUCGACUGUUGACCCUUAGGUUCGCUCAUGCUUCGCUUUGAUUGCUCCAGAACAAUACGUUACUGAUUACUGCGUCUUUUCUCUUGUUGAUACUAAAUGGAGAACUAAAUGUACAG